AUGUCAAUGUCCAGGAUUCUAUCAAAAACAGCCGCCCGUGCGGCAUCAACGUCCACGGCGGCGCAGACAACUAAAGCCGCCGGUGACAUCUCGUCUGUUUUCCCAAGUUUGAGACCGGACUACCAGCCAGAGCCUCUUCCCCCACGUUUUCGGGAUCUUAAGUUGAAAUUCUGGGAGAAAAAUGAAAAGGCUUUGAGAGAGAGCUGGAAGCGGCUCUUGCCUACCAUGGAAGAGGAAGUGGACAAGAUCAAGGCGAAGGGCAGUGAUAUCAUCCCUUCAGUGGACUACGCCGAUGUUGUGUCGGGCAAGAUUUCCGAAGCAGCUGUGAAGGAGAUCCGCCACCGAGGCACUGUGGUAAUUCGAAAUGUCAUUCCUCGGGACCAGGCCUUGGACUACAAGCAGCGCAUCCGUGACUAUGUCACUGCUAAUCAAGAGCGUGUGAAGGCUUUCCCCGCUGAUUCUCCUGCUGUCUACGAGCUGUAUUGGACUCCGUCUCAAGCGGAAGCCCGCGCACAUCCCAACAUGCUUGAUGCCCAGCGUUUCCUGCAGCGCCUGUGGCACUCGUCAGACCCCAAAUCCAGAAUUUCUACCUCCAACCCACUCACCUAUUCGGACCGCUUGCGAAUUAGGAACCCCGGUGACUCCAAGUUCACGCUCGGCCCGCACAUCGACGGCGGCUCCCUUGAGCGCUGGGAAGACCCCGAGUACUCCAAUGUCUAUGCCAAGAUUUUGGAGGGUAACUGGGAGCAGUAUGACCCGUGGGAUGUCCGGCAUCGUCUGGCUGCCAAGAUGGAUUUGUACAACGGCGCAGGCGCCUGCUCGAUGUUGCGCUUCUUCCAGGGUUGGCUAUCCAUGUCCGACACUGCACCCGGCGAGGGCACACUACAUGUGUGCCCCAUGCUUAUUCAGAGUACUGCAUACACAAUCCUGCGGCCAUUCUUUGAUGUGAAGACCCUCGAGCCCAACUUGGACGCUACUUUCCCUGGCUCCGUUGGAGGAGCCUGCCAGGAAUACAAUCCCGUUACUCAUCCGCACAUGAAUCUGGAGACUACCAUGGUCUCUGUGCCGGAGGUCGGGCCUGGUGACUUUGUCGGCUGGCACUGUGAUUCGCUGCACUCGGUUGACAAGGAACAUUGUGGCAAGGGUGACUCCAGCGUGAUGUAUAUCCCUGCUACUCCUCUGUGCGACAUGAACGUCGAUUAUCUCCUCAAGCAGCGCCAGGCUGCACUUUCCUACUCGCCACCUUGGGACUUCCCCGGUGCCGGUGGCUCUGGUGAGAUGGGAUUCCAGGGUGCGAUGGACUGGUCGUCGCUGAGUCCGGAGGGACAGCGUGCCAUGGGUCUCGGUGAUAAGCCAUGGGAAAUCAUUGAUUCCAUGAGCGAGGGUGAGAAGGAGGCUGUGCGGUCGGCUAACAAAGCCUGCUUCAGAGUGUAA
Molecule: messenger RNA, 1434 nt
Organism: Penicillium cinerascens
Lineage: Eukaryota; Fungi; Ascomycota; Eurotiomycetes; Eurotiales; Aspergillaceae
Product: DUF1479 domain-containing protein
Exons: 2
Coding region: 1-1434 (477 amino acids)
Source: RefSeq, a predicted model, not a curated record